Molecule: messenger RNA, 4279 nt
Organism: Sorghum bicolor (sorghum)
Lineage: Eukaryota; Viridiplantae; Streptophyta; Magnoliopsida; Poales; Poaceae
Exons: 9
Coding region: 206-1612 (468 amino acids)
Molecular function (GO): phosphatidic acid binding
Source: RefSeq, a predicted model, not a curated record
ACGCCCAAAAUCGCUUCUGGCCUACGCCUCUUGCUCUCACGUCGCCAUCGCCCUGCCCGAAGUGGCGACUGGUUAACAUGCCACCAGCCGCCGCCCCCUCCUGCCGCUGCCCGUCCACUCCGCAGUUCCCCCGAUCUUCUCACUUCGAGCCCGACCCACUCCACUUCACCUCCUCCUCGCCACCCACCAACCCCCGCCAUACCCAAUGGCGGCCGACGCCGACUACCUAGACGACGACGAGUUCGACGACUACAACCCGCACCCAUACGCCGGCGGCUACGACAUCACCGCCACCUACGGCUCGCCUCUCCCGCCCUCCUCCGCCACCUGCUACCCCGUCGCCUCCCGCGCCGCGACGCCCGCCCCCACCGCCCCGCAGCCGGUGCCGCGAUCUCCGCUCCCUCAGCCGCCCACAUCCGCCCCGGCGCCAGCGCCACAGCCCCCUCGGCCGAGCUCGCCACCGGCCCCCGCGGCGGAGCCGUACUACUGGCCCAAGCCAUACGACUACGGGGACGCGCCGCGCCACCAGCCGUUGUACCCCACGCCAGAGGUGUUCCGCGGGUGGCCGUUCCUGCCGCCGCCGGUCGCGCCGCACUGCCACUGCCGCUCCACGUGCGCGUGCGCCCGCGCCCGCGCCCGCGACUACUGGAGGCACUGCAUGCGGGGGCUUGACUACCUCUUCGGCCACUGCGACGGCUACGGGGAGCGCCGCAUCGGGGUCGACUCCCUCGGUGUACCCGUCUACGCCAACACGAAGGGGGGCGUCGAGGACUCCGUCGUCGUCGAGGUGGCGCCGCCGGCCACCGGGACUGUCCAGUGGCACGACGACGGCGAGGUGCAGUUUCAGAGCAACCGAUCGUCUUGGUAUGGUAAUGCAGAAGAGGAGACGCAUUCAUAUGAGCAGCCUACCUACAUUUCAUAUGAUCGAUCUUAUGAGCAGCCUACCUACAUUUCAUAUGAUCGAUCUUAUGAGCAGCCUACCUACACUUCAUAUGAUCGAUCUUAUGAGCAGCCUACCUACACUUCAUAUGAUCGACCUUACGAACAACCUACCUACACUUCAUAUGAUGGAUCCUACGAACAACACAACAGGUUUCAUGGUGUUCCCGAUGAGACUACUUGGUUUCCUAAUCAGAGCUAUCAGGAUGUCUACAGAGAGGAGGAAUCUCAAUACCAGGAAUUCUUGCCUUAUGAUGAAGACAGUAAAAUUUCAUCUCAGCCUAUUUUUAGCUACAAUCAGAAUUUUGGUGAACAACCGCUGCACAUUCAAGUUGAGCCUCCAGAGACAGUUUCUUCUCACAAGUUGGAGUACUAUGAGAACUUCUCGACAUACAACCACCAAAAUGAUGUUGAUAAUUUGGAGAGUUCAAGACAAUCAUAUGAGAUACAACCCUAUGUGCACAUACCUUAUGAUCAACUUGAACCUUAUAGGCCUUCAUGGUCUCUGAAUUCAGGAUACUAUCAGGCCUGCACAGAAGGGAUAGCUCCUGAAUAUGACAAUCAUACACUGGCAUCUGAUGAAUGCUGGGAUAUGUCAAGUUUAUUUAUGUCUCCAUUCUAUCCUCAAGAAACACGAUCUUAUGAGCAGUCUCAUGGUGAUGAAAAUGUCUAAAUUGGAAGAGCAACUGGAACGUGCUUUCUGAAGAUAAUCAACAGAUAGCUAAAUUGGGUGACGAAACUAACCAUAUAAGUCAAUGCUGGAACUUUGGACUUUACUCAACAUAUACUGAGUACUCUGUAUUGUAGCAAUGUCACUUCAGGUUCAGUUGUAUUUAUAUAAUUGUAUUCACACGUGAUUUAAAUUUACUGGCUAUGUAUAAUGAAAAUUUUACAUGUAAGAUAUUAUGUUCCAAGUAUAUGGGAGACCAGUUGCAGAAUUGCUGACCAGAGAUACAUUCACCCGAUGUUAGAUUUUCGGUUUGCCUAAGGCUGAAGCUGAUUUUGUACAUUUCUUCUUCAUUACCAGAGUAUUGUUUGUACCAGAAAAUUCUGUGUUCCUGGCUGCAAAUAGCAUCAGAUAUUACAUUCUUCCUUACAUGAGUGCAAUAGCAGUCUUUUCAUCUUGCUUUACCCAUAAGUUACAAGGCGGCUUAGUUCACACCUCAGUCUAAUUUACAAUUUUCAUCUUGUUUGACGUAAGCCAGGUUUUGCUGCCCUGUUUCUGUAUGUAUGUCUUUUCACAAUGUCCUGUGUCAAAGUUAUUAGGUAGUGUAAAACCGAACGAUCAUUUCAGGAUCUUCGUAGGGCUCUACUUGCUCUGCGUGUCAUUUGAUACCAGAGACAUCCUUUGUUCCUCACUGAGAGUUACUUUCUGUUAUGUAGUUCUUAAAAUCUACUUAUGUGGUAAUCAUCAGCAAGAUGUUCUAUGAAACAUUUUUUCAUGGUACUAGGUACUUUUUUGGUAGAACUGUUCCAUGUUUCUUUUGUUUCAAGCUACGCUGUGCGAAUUUAUGGGCAGCAGUUUGUGACAUAAUAAUAUCUGGGACAGUGUUGUCUAUUAUGAAGAAACUAUUUGUUCUUAGCUCUUUAUUCUAUCAUCAUUCCUAGGCAGUGACAAAGUUUGAAAAGCCCAAAGAUGCACUGUUUUGAGGACUUGUAGCUUCCCUGAAAACUUGGUCAUGAAGCAACCAAAGGUGGGGACUUUGAUGAAGCUACGGCUAAACCCGGUUACAGCAUACAGCGUACAAAGAUGGGCCCUCAUUCCAAGCAUGAUCUAUUGGCAGGUCAAAUCUUUGCUGCUAUCCUGGGCCUCCAUGGCCUGGCCCAACUGGUCCUUUGGUCCACUUUGGUAUGGAUGGAGGUGGAUAGAUGAUCCAAGAAUAGAACUAGAGAUGUUUUAAAAGUGGACUGGUGGCGCAAAAGGAAAAUUCCGGCAGACCUGAAACCAAUUGAGAUACUAGUUGCCAAUGGAUAGCCUUUACAUCUUGAAAAACAUAUAUUUUACAGGGUAACUUUCCCAGUAUUGCAGCUUGCAGCAUUCAAAUCCCAACUUGCAUCAAGUUUCGGCACUUAAGUAAUAAUGUGUUCAACGUCCUAUCAGUCCUAAAAUGCUUGCCAGGGUGGAACUAAGUUUAUAUAUACAGGUCGACCAAAGUUGCGACUUGGGCAUAGAGAAUGGCAAACUGGAGCAUCUCUAGGAUGUGUAGUAUAUUGUAAAUCUCUAGUGGUUGGCUCGCAAAUGCAAGGACCAAGGAGGCCCUGUGUCACUGUCACCUCUACCUGGAAGCCGUCCACAGCUCCGGUGCCAACCACCUGUCUGUAUCGGGUAAGUGUAUUUGGUUAUGAUGACAUGCAGCUUCAUUCUAGUCAUUCUAACCGCGUGCACUGGCAGUUGUUUACAUGGGAGUAAUAAGCUUAUCACUGGUAGUACUUGCUUGCGCAGUCAAUCUCAAGAUGAUUACUAGUUGGCCUGCUGUGUGUUAGAAAUUUGGUCAGGAAGAACAGGUAAGUUGAGCAUUUCUUGCUUGCAAGUACUCGUAGCUUUCUUGGAAUAGAGAAGGUUAUAGUAGUACUAGUGAAGAAGACCCGUAUGCAGUAGCACUGAUGUCACUGAUGUGUGUCUGCACUCUACUCCGCCCGCUCUGAGAUGGAUCUCCGUCCACAGUCCACAGUGCAGAGGUGGUCUCGUCCCGGAAAUUUCGGCCGUGUACCAACAAGAGUCCAAGUGCCAGCCACAUGGGGUUGGGGCUAGUGGCUACUACUAUUCCCUCCAUCCAUCUCCUGCUCCUCGACUCCCACAUGGCCACAUGAGCCAGAGUGAGUGAGCAGGGGUGCUGGGAGCUAUGGCGCCCAGAUCUGCGCUGUAUGGUACAGUGCUGCCUUGCACAAGCACAAUUCUCAUCAAUGGCGAACCGGAACCAGAAGCAGAGCAAGGUCUGAUCCUGAGGGGUUGCUGCUCGGAGGGAAUGGAUGCAAGUAUGCAACUUUGAGUACGGAAAGGACAUCGUCGGCUCGGCGACUCGCAAGCGCAUGUUGAGUAGCGGUGCCAUUCAUUGUAGUCCGUCACGGGAUCACACACAGAAAUGAAGCUGUGGCUGCCUGACCCGACCUGACGUUGUCAAUUCCGAAUAGUCGUGUUGCCUGCUGGUGCGGGGCCAUGCCCUGCGCUGCGGCGGUAUGGCACGGGCGUCCUCCGGUUCCGGUCCUGAUAGAUUCUGCUGUCGUUCACGCUCGCCGUCGCCCAUCUCCGGUUGUGACCUUUGUAAUCUUUUGCGGCGGCAUGGCAAUGGUUGCCCAUCCACCUAUACUAUUAGGGUGAAUAUGAUUAAAGGUGCUGAAA